AUGGUCUCUCUCGGAGCGAUCCUGGCCUCCAACCGACGGCUUGAGUCAGCCCUCCCUGCCGGCCUGGUGGCCGUCUUUGGUGGUGCAACGAGCGGCAUCGACGAGACAGCAACGAAGCAAUUUGCCAAACAUGCCAACGCGCCACGCAUCUACUUCGUCGGCCGCACAGACAGCUGGGCGGAACGCAUCAAAACGGAACUCAAGACCAUCAACCCGAAGGGCAGCUACUUCUCCCUGCAAUGCGACGCCAGUCUGCUCAAGAGCGUCGACGAGGUUUGUCAGGAGAUUAAGGCCAAAGAAACGGUGAUCGGUCUGCUCUUUUUGAGUAUCGGCAGUCUCAUCACUGGGACAAGUACCGUGGAAAACCUGCAUUACUUCGCUGCACUGACGUACUACUCCCGCAUCCGGUUCGCCAUGAACCUCCUCCCGCUCAUCCGCACUACUCCUGCGCUGCGCCGGGUCGUGACCGUGUUUAAGCUAUCCGCCACGGCAGGACGUGGGCAUUUUGCGUCCAUGCUGACGCUCUCCUUUGAGGUACUGGCCCAGAAAGCACCAGAGGUCUCUUUCAUACAUGACUAUCCCGGAUUCGUGAAAACGGACCUCGCGCGAGGCACUAACGGCGUUGGGAUGGCGAUCGUCAAGGGUUUGUUCAGGGUUAUUGGUCCGUUUUUGUAUAACCCCUCCGAGGAGGUUGGUGAGCGGCAAACCUUCUUUGCUACCGGUAUAAGAUUCCCACCCGCCUCUGGUGAUGCCAAGGGCGUGCCCUCUGAAGGUGUCGGUAUUGCCACAGGGACUGAUGGAAGGAAGGGCAGUGGUGUGUACUCGGUGCAUCUGGAUGGGGACACAAAAGUGCAAGAGGUGUUGUCUGCAUUGAGGGAGAGCGGGCUGAAGAAUAAGAUGUGGAAACUUGUUGAGGAGGAGUCUAUUCGCGUAACGGGGAGUGUAUCGAUAUAG
This is a messenger RNA of Aspergillus lentulus, 954 nucleotides long. NCBI's taxonomy places the organism in Eukaryota, Fungi, Ascomycota, Eurotiomycetes, Eurotiales, Aspergillaceae. The record is from RefSeq and is a predicted model, not a curated record.